Phalacrocorax carbo (great cormorant) is the source of this 11218-nucleotide messenger RNA. The record is from RefSeq and is a predicted model, not a curated record. Lineage: Eukaryota; Metazoa; Chordata; Aves; Suliformes; Phalacrocoracidae.
AUGUCAGGCACCAAGAUCCACGGAGUGGUUUUUGGAGAUGAUACUGAUCAGGAGGCAGUAGCUCAGAUUUUGGAUUUUAUUUCAUCUCAGACUUCUAUUCCAAUUCUUGGAAUUCAUGGCGGGGCCUCCAUGAUAAUGGCAGAUAAGGAUGUGAUGUCCACGUUCUUCCAGUUUGGGGCUUCCAUACAGCAAGAAGCCAUCGUCAUGCUGAAGAUCAUGCAGGAUUAUGACUGGCACGUGUUCUCUCUGGUGACCACCACCUUCCCUGGAUAUCGAGACUUCAUCAAUGUCAUUAAGACCACAGUGGAAAAUAGUUUUGUGGGCUGGGACAUGCAGAAUGUCAUCAUACUUGAUACGGCCUUUGGAGAUGCCAAGACCCAAAUUCAGCUGAAGAAAAUUCAUUCAUCUGUCAUCCUGCUCUAUUGUUCCAAGGAUGAAGCUGUCUACAUACUGGAUGAGGCUCGUUCCCUGGGCCUUACUGGCUACGAUUUCUUUUGGAUAGUUCCCAGCCUGGUUAGUGGUAACACAGAAAUCACUCCCAAGGAGUUUCCUUCAGGACUCAUUUCAGCAUCUUAUGAUGAAUGGGACUAUAGUUUAGAAGCUCGGGUACGGGAUGGCCUUGGGAUUAUUGCUACUGCUGCAUCAGCCAUGCUGGAAAAGUACUCCUUCAUUCCUGAAGCAAAAACUAGCUGCUAUGGACAACUGGAGAAAAAUGACCGGCCAUCUCACACCUUGCACAAGUUUAUGAUGAAUGUGACUUGGGAAGGUAAAGAUUUGUCCUUCACAGCAGAUGGUUAUCAGGCACACCCCAGGCUGGUGGUGAUAGUACUGAACAACGAUCGUGAAUGGGAAAAGGUGGGGAAAUGGGAGAACAACUCACUGAGCCUGAAGUACUCUGUCUGGCCAAGGUACAGCUCUUUCGCAGACAGCGACCCAGAUGAUAACCAUUUGAGUAUUGUCACCCUGGAGGAGGCUCCCUUUGUCAUUGUUGAGGAUGUGGAUCCUUUGAUGGAAAGUUGCCAAAAAAACACUGUGCCGUGUCGUAAAUUUGUCAAAAUUAACAACUCAACUAAUGAGGGAACUAAUGUAAAGAAGUGCUGCAAAGGAUUCUGCAUCGAUAUCUUGAAGAAGUUGUCUAAAACUGUCAAGUUCACAUAUGACCUGUAUUUGGUGACUAAUGGGAAACAUGGCAAAAAAGUCAAUAAUGUGUGGAAUGGAAUGAUUGGUGAAGUGGUAUACCAUCGUGCAGUUAUGGCUGUGGGGUCUCUCACUAUUAAUGAAGAGCGCUCUGAAGUGGUUGACUUCUCGGUGCCAUUCGUUGAGACGGGGAUUAGUGUCAUGGUGUCACGGAGCAAUGGCACAGUUUCACCAUCUGCUUUUCUAGAGCCUUUUAGUGCUUCUGUCUGGGUGAUGAUGUUUGUGAUGCUUCUCAUUGUGUCUGCCAUGGCUGUCUUUAUAUUUGAGUACUUUAGUCCUGUAGGAUAUAACAGGAACUUAGCACAAGGGAGAGAUCCCCAUGGACCAUCCUUUACCAUUGGAAAGGCAGUAUGGUUACUCUGGGGCUUGGUAUUCAACAACUCUGUGCCUGUGCAGAACCCCAAAGGGACAACAAGUAAAAUCAUGGUGUCAGUUUGGGCUUUCUUUGCUGUCAUUUUCCUGGCUAGUUAUACUGCCAACUUAGCUGCAUUUAUGAUUCAAGAGGAAUUUGUUGACCAAGUGACAGGACUGAGCGAUAAAAAGUUUCAAAGGCCAUAUGAUUAUUCACCACCUUUUCGAUUUGGAACGGUUCCAAAUGGAAGCACAGAGAGGAAUAUCAGAAACAACUACCCUGAUAUGCACCUUUACAUGACGAAGUAUAAUCAGAAAGGAGUUGAAGAUGCCUUGGUCAGCUUGAAAACUGGGAAGUUGGAUGCUUUCAUCUAUGAUGCAGCGGUGCUGAAUUACAAGGCUGGAAGAGAUGAAGGCUGCAAACUUGUCACAAUAGGGAGUGGAUACAUCUUUGCCACUACAGGCUAUGGAAUAGCGCUUCAGAAAGGAUCACCUUGGAAGAGACAAAUUGAUCUAGCCCUCCUUCAGUUUGUUGGAGAUGGGGAAAUGGAAGAGUUAGAAACCCUGUGGCUGACUGGUAUUUGCCACAAUGAGAAGAAUGAAGUCAUGAGCAGCCAGCUGGACAUUGACAACAUGGCAGGAGUGUUUUACAUGCUUGCAGCAGCCAUGGCACUCAGUUUAAUAACCUUUGUCUGGGAGCACUUAUUUUACUGGAAACUUAGAUUCUGCUUCACUGGAGUCUGCUCAGAUAGGCCGGGAUUGUUGUUCUCAAUCAGCAGGGGUAUUUACAGCUGCAUUCAUGGAGUACACAUUGAAGAAAAAAAGAAGUCUCCUGACUUUACUUUGACCAAUUCCCAAACCAACAUGUUAAAACUACUGCGAACAGCAAAAAAUAUGACCAAUAUCAAUCCUUCAAGAAUUAACUCCCCCAAAAGAACAGCUGAUUUUAUUCAGAGGGGUUCCUUGAUUAUGGAUAUGGUCAUGGAUAAAGGAAACUUGGUAUUUUCUGAUAACAGAUCCUUUCAGACAAAGGACAACUUUUUUGGUGACAACAUGAGUGAACUGCAGACACUUCCUGGCAAUCGACACAAGGACAAUCUUAACAACUAUGUUUUCCAGGGUCAGCAUCCUCUCACACUGAAUGAGUCCAAUCCAAAUACAGUAGAGGUUGCAGUAACAACAGAAGCAAAAGCGAACUCCAGACCCAGGCAGCUUUGGAGGAAAUCUGUUGAAUCUUUACGUCAAGAAUCUGUACGCCAGAGCCAAGGUUCCCAGAGAGAAAAUGGGUCAGAUGAAAACAGGCAGCUUUCAGUGAAAAGUCAAAUAUACCUUCCUGAAGAGAUUGUCCAUUCAGAUGUAUCAGAGACAUCAAGCCGAGCUACUUGCCAUAUGGAACCUGAAAACAACAACAAGCACCACAAAACCAAGGACAAUUUUAAAAAAAGGACAGUAGCAUCAAAAUACCCAAAAGACUGUAGUGAAGUGGAACUGACAUAUCUGAAAACCAAGCAGAGCUCUCCACGGGAUAAAAUCUACACAAUUGAUGCUGACAAAGAGCCAGGAUUCCGCUUGGACACUCCUCAGUACAUGGAAAACCUUGUCCUUCCAGAAACUAUAGAGUUUCCUGACGUUUAUCAAGAUCACAAUGACAACUACAGGAAAGCAGAACAUGCUAACAGGACUCCCUUGCAUAAUGAAGACAGUCUUCCAAAUAAUGACCAGUAUAAACUUUAUGCAAAGCACUACACUUUAAAAGAUAAAAAUGCUUCCCUAGUUGACAUGAACGAUAGAUACAGACAGAAUUCCACCCACUGCAGGAGCUGUCUUUCCAAUUUGCCCACUUAUGCGGGACACUAUUCGAGCAGAUCUCCCUACAAAUGUGACGCAUGCUUGCGGAUGGGGAACCUCUAUGAUAUUGAAGAAGAUCAGAUGCUGCAGGAUACAACGAACUUAUCACUUCCUGAAGAAAUAUAUGAGCAUAGCUGGUCACAAAAUAAUGCUCUGCAAUAUCAUAAAAAAAAUAAGUUGAGGAUUAACAGGCAACAUUCUUUUGAUAAUAUUGCUGAUAAGUCCAGGGAAAUUGAUACUGGAAGACCUUCUCGUAGCAUAAGCUUGAAAGAAAGAGAGAAAUUUCUACAAAGUAGUCCAUAUGCAAGCAUGUUUAGCGUUCCCUCAAGCAAACUGUUGAGCAACAAGGCCUCACUUUUAAGUCAUGCUCUAGAGGACAGUAAGCGGAGCAAAUCCCUGUAUCCGGUUCACUCAGAUGAUAAUCCCUUCCUGCACUCGUAUCGUGAUGAACAGCACUUAUCUCUUAGGCGAAGUCCAGCUGAUCUUUAUAAACAUUCAUUACCAACAAGAGGAAGAAAUGAUAAUUAUUUAAGGUCAUCCAUAAAGUCUACAGCAUCUUACUGUUCGAGGGAUGGUCGGAUCCAUAAUGACAUCUGCUGCUAUUCUUGAAGAGGAGAAAAGAAUCUUCCUGCAUAAGUGGCCAUCCUUUCUGUACCUUUCUGGAUGGUGCUGGUGACUUGUUACAUUUUCCUGAUUACAGCUCUAGCAGUUUGUUGGUCAUUCCUAUCACCAAGAUUUCCCGUGACUCCAGCUGGAACUGAAUCAGGCUGUAAAUGAUAUGGGCCAUUCUUGGUAGCAUGUCCUGUAGUGUUACACUGCUCCUGGACGACAACUUUUAUGGAGGCAGGAUAUUGAAUUGCUGAGGAAUGGAGUAGGUACAUGGAGGUAAAACAAGCUACGUAGACAUACCUGCCUCUUGCUUUUUUCCUCUUUUAAAGACAUUGUAGAAUUUCUUCAUGUUUUUGUCUUUCCCUUUUCACCACAGUAAAUUUUCCUUUUUCCUUUCAAAUGGAUUUUGUGUUCUGCUUGUGUUUCUUAGAGCAGUGUAGCCACCCACUAACUUAAGCGCAUGGAAAUAAGAUAUUUUAAUAUAUAAGAUAAAAUUAAGGAAAUUAAGAGGCUUUUGUAUUUCUGGAAAACUUUGUUUAAUGUUUUUGCAGCUUUUGCUCAGAAUUCAUUAUUCUGCUAUCUAAGAAGCUUGGUUAGGAGAAAGCGUGCUGUGGACAGACAGAAACCAAAUCACUGCCAGCUCACUGUGUUUUGGCAGCAUCUCAUAAAUACAUGUCUCUUUUCUGUGACCUUUCAGGAACACUUAGGAGGCAAAAUAAGGCUCCCAAGGGAAAGCAGGAGUUGUUUGGGUAUUUUUCCUGGUGAAAAGAAAUCGUUUUAGAGGUUUUAGAGGAAGCAAAAGCUAGAGCUGUGUGCGUAGCUUUGGGUUUCUGUGCUGUAAGGCUAAGCUCUUUCUGUUGCUGGGGGUGGGGAGUUGGGGAGAGAGAGAGGUGGUGGGAAAGGGAGGAGAGAGGGUGAGCGAGCUUGCUCCAGAUGGUAGUUCAGAGCACUGAAGGCUUGGAAGCAGUUACAUGGAUGAGGUGUCCUGAAAUAUUUUACCUCUCUCUGUUGACUUUUUAGAAAAUAUAGCCUCCUAACUUAGAUAUCUCAUUUAGGUGGGCUUAGAAAAGGAAUGGUCAAUUUAUCCCCAGACUCAAAAGUCUGCUAGUUAAAUCUGCAAGUCAGUACCAAGUUAAACCUUUAAACCUUGCAGGUGCAUAUAGGUUCCUGUGCUUAUGCAAGUAGUUACUGAGGUAGCACCUGUCGUUUGUGGGUUUUGCAGUACUCCCAGCCUAGUUGGUAUCAUCGUUUUCUUUAUACCAUGUAACUAUCCAGCAUGAAAUAGAAGUGUCAGAAUCUAUACCUUGUAGAAUAUUUUCAUAUUUUUGCAGUGUAGCAGAUGUGUCUGUGGUGGGGAAGAUUUUGGUACUAUUCUUUCCCCUUCUGGGUUCAUCAACGUAGAACAGGAUUGUGGUAUGAAUCUAAGGGUCUAAGAGUCAGCUUGGAUUUGGGAAGGAUUAAAGAGGUGAAUCUUUCUGUUGUUUCACAUUGCGUUUAAUAUGUUUGAUAUAUAAAACCUGAGUGAUCUUUUAUGGCAAAGUCCUCUCAUAGUUAAUAUAGAACAGUAACCAUCCUGUGGCUUGGCUAAAUUGUGUUAAGUGUUAAUCAUCGCAUCGUGUGCUUCUUUCAAGAUGGAGUGUCUUAUAUUCCCUUGCUAAACUUUUGCUUUUCCAGCUCUAGUCCUGUCUUAGCUCAAAAGUAAUUUUAAAGUAGAUAUCGUUCCUGUGUAAGGCGAUCCGGUUUGCAAAGUAGAAACAGUUUUCCACUUAAAUUUUUUGUUUUACCAAUGCUAUUUUUUCAGUCUAAACUUCCUUCCUAUUGAGACCUGAGCCUUCAAAGUAUAACAGUGCUGAAGGAACUUCUGAAAGAGUACAAAGGCCUUUUAAAGUAUGACUUUUAUGAUAUGAGCCAUUUACCUGCCCAAACUCACCUGUACUGUCUUAUUUAAAUGUCUUGGCAACAUGUUAGUGUUUACUCUUAUGAGGAGGGAGCACGGUUUAAUCACAGGUGUGUACUUUUUUAUGGAUGUAAAUGCAAGUACAGACAGGUACAUAGUAUGAUAGAGAAAAGGCUCAAUCAGCUCUGCCUGGAGUCACCUGUGAGGCUGUGGUUAAAUUAAAUGGGAGUAGCUUAAGACUGUCAUGUCUCUUACAUCGCUCUGAUCAUGCAGACUCUUCUGUCUGAUGUGCACAUAUUGUACGUAGUGUAAAAUUCUUGUUGAUGCUCAGCGUUCAUUGUGGAAUUAAUCCCAUGUUCACCUUCAUUACAGUGUAGCAGCGAUGUUUGUGGGAUGGAGAGGUGAGUGUUUGUGCUCUCUGGUGUCUGUUGCCUCGUUAAACAGGGGCAGAAAUCCUGCCUUGCUUCUCUCUGCUCUGCUGGGGAGGGUUACUGCACUCUGUAAAUAAGCUCCUCAUUUAUUUCACCUCAGUCAAGCUUUUAAUUAUUUUUUUUUCCCCUGCUUCUCUCGACCUGUGUAGAGAUUAUGCUGUCUAAACGUGUACUCUUCCAGUGUCCUGCAACUUUGGAAGUCAGGAUUACAAGUGUGCGUCGGCCUGCAAUGCAGUAAAAAUACACUUAGUUCUUCUUGCAGGUUCAUGAGCUUUUUUGCUACAUAGGGCAGAAGAUAUUUGCUGUGGUUGAAAUUGUUUUUAAAACGAAUGCCAGUCUAAACAGCUGUAAGAAUCCACUGCUGGUUUUGUGAUUAUUUUGUCAUAUCUAUAAUUUAAGAACCAGAAAUGAUAUAAGUAAAAUUAAGUUACCUCACUAUUUACCAGGUAUUUGUUGUUUUGCACUUAAAUGAUACUUUUUACUCCUUUUGCUUAAUUCUUUACCUGUAUUGAAAACAACGCUACAUUAGUAGAGAAUAUAACCAUGUUGUAACGUUGUCAUGCAAUACCUUUAUUAGUAGAUAACCACACUAAAUAUAGUAGUACAUAUUUAAAAGAGAGAUGAUUUUGACUCUCCAACUCUUAAAAAGUAGUGGUGAUAAGCAGAUAUACUCCUAGAUGUUUUGUCCUUUCCCUUCUGUAUUAGUAUUUGUUUUCACUAAUAUAUUUCAAAUAUUAUAUUUCUAUGUGCACGUUAUAAAACUGUGAAAAUUAAUACGAAUAAAUAUUGUGAUACUUCUUCAGUGCACUGUAAAGUUCCAAGUGAGACAAUACUUUGCUUGGGAAUUGAUGAAGGUUUCCUCACUUCUCAUAAAUGUACCAAGCUUUAAUGUGGGCAAAUGGUAAUAUUUACAGUGACAUGAAAUUUUAAUGGAGAAUGUUUUGUUUUGCAUUUCUAGUACUAUUAGAAAAAAUGAUAUGUUUUUCUCAGCAAAUGCAUUACAAGAAUACGUUUUUAAAAUUUGUUUUGUGCAUUGCAGUACAUAAGAAUAGCCAUUUUGAAGAGGUUUGUGUUACAUCAUUAUUACAGGAUUCUUUAGUCUGAUAUUUUUUUAUUGAGCCUGUUUAAUAAUGGUGUUUAAUGGCAAAAACCUUUUAGAAAUAUAUUUUGGCUUCUGUUUCACAUUGCAAACCCUGUAUUUGGACUCAUAGUGAUGCAGUUGAAGGCCUUCAUGAGGUUGCUGUGCCUUCCCGUGCUACUGGGGAAGGAGACCUAUCUUGUUCACUGUUGGGACAAGAUUAGAGGAGUCGAGAAAAACUUUGGAGGAUGUGUUGUGUAACAUUUGAAGUGUAAAUGAUCUUCAAAAGUGGAAAAAAAAUUAAAUUGGAGGUUCACAGUUAUUCACACUAGCGGGUGGUCUGUGACAGGCUGCGGGUGUGUGGUUUCUGGAGGAAAUGAUAAUUUUGAACUAAAGUGAUUUGCAUUCUAUUUAAGUUUCUGAAAGUCACUGAAAAAACUGGGAGUUUUCUUCUUUUUUUAUUUUUAAAGCCAAAGUCUUUAUGUUGUCAUACGAGGUUUCACAGGAAAAUGGCCAAAGAAUACAAUUAAAUAUGCAAGAGGUUAAUCCUAUGGAAAAGGGUAUCCUGUCAUCUUGAUAUGCACAAGCAUAUUAAUGGUAAUAGGAAAAAUGUGUGUAAUUUUCCUGUAUAUUGCUAUGUAGGUUGCACUAUUUUGAAUGAUACAAGCCUGAUAUUUUAAUUACCAAAUACCAUAAGAAUCUGUUUAUUAAUAUCUUAAACUUAUUAACCUAAAUAUAUAUACAGUAUACACAUGCGUGCGUGCAUACACUUUCAAAACUAGUCAUGUGUGAGUAAUCUCCCAAAGCUGUGGGACUCAUUUCAGCAGUGCUUUAUUUUAAGUGAUUCUCUUCUCUCUGUUCCAAACCUUCUAAAUGCACAAAUCCUCUAGCAGCGUUUAUUGAGUGUUUGAUACCUAUUACAGAAGAGGCUAAAGGGCUUGCUGGGAUCAGUAUUGCACUGUGCUUGGACACAUGAAAACAUGUCAGAGGAGAAUUCCUGUCUGAGAGAGCUGGAAAUGAUACACACUAGAAAUAACAAAGCCAUAGGAAAAGGAUGUCUUCUCAUGCUGUUUUGAGAAUUCAUGGCCAGAGAGGGUCUAUUGGCCUGGUGACUGAAUUAAAAAUUCUGUCAGCUUACACAAGUCACACCUGGCCAUUAAACAUGUUACUUAAGGUAACUGAGGAAGGAUACUAAAAAAAAAAAUUCCCAGGAAAGAUCAGCUGGUGUGUGUACCAGUGGCUGCCCAUGUAUUCUUCCGUGCAGACUGGGCAGUUUUCAAAGUCAGUUUUGCACACCGGUGCUAUUUAGCAGUGGUGUUUUAGUGAGAAUCACUUUUCUCCAUAAACAGGCUUUUGAGCUUGAUGUUAUUGAUGAUGUGGAGAUUUUGACCAAGAGAUGAUUAUGGUACUCAGCUUCUUUCCUAAAUGUACAGUGCUCUAACCAAAACUGAAUGCAAAAAAUACUUCGGAAUCAUUUGUCUGAAGUAAUUCUUGAGCUUUUUUUCAAAGGCAGUGUUGGUUAGUUAUUAAUUUUUCCACCUUAACCCAGAAACAGAAAAUUCUGUUGGGUCAUAUUUUGUCUACAGCUCAUUGCAAGUGUCUUGGAGAAGAGCUUGGUUCCAAGUCCUUCGUCUGCAAAAAGAAAAUUUUUGGUUAGCUCAUUUUUACCUGGCCUAGGUCUGGAUUCCAAAGUUAGGCUAAACACCUUUUGACUUAAAUACGGAUGUGUGAGUGAGUGAUGGGAGAGCAGAUCCUUAGUGCAGUUCAUGCUCAGUUUUAAAAAAAACAAAAACAAACAAAACCAAACCUCAUGGUGCAAAGAUAUGAAAGUUGCAUCAUGUAAAAUUGUGUGCGGCUAGGAAGGAAACUAGUGCAAUUUUUACCAAGAACUGUUUACAGUUUAUACUUUGUAUCAGCUAUAAUAUUAUGAAACAGUUUUAUUCAUUUCAGAACGUCCAUUUUGCACUGAUCAAGAACAUCUUGAUCUCUCUGUCUUCACACCUCACACCCACAUGCACAUGCACAGUAUAUCUUGUGUCUUCCCUGUUGAAACCAGAAGGUACAAACAGAAUUCAUUAAUGUGUUAGGCAAACUCCUACCUGAUUCUUAACUACGUAUACUAUUUUUAUGCAAAAUUUGCAUCCGUACAUUUCAGGUUCUCUCAGAAGAAGUUAAUAAUUUUAAUUCAUCAGAUUCAAAUUUAGACUAAACCCGAAGGGCAUUUCGUGCUUCCUUUCAACCUGUUUUAACAAUUUUUUUCUGGCUUAGAUGAAACGCUAUUAUUUCUGUGCUGCUAAACAAAAACCACCAGAAAUAUUUCAAAAUCUCAAAUUACACUUUUAAAACAUUUUUACCUGUUUACUUGAAUAAUGUAAAUUUAAUGUGUUGUCCUAAUUAGUCUUUGUAUGCAUACAUGUAUAUAUAUAAGCUAUAUAUAAGCUUUAUAUAUAUGUAUAUGUAUAAAGUUUUUUGGGGGAAUGAGGGGCAGGACAAAAAUUCAGCAUCGUGACAAAGAUUCUACAAUCAUUUAUUAAUGGUUUCAAGUAAUAUAUUGCUGGUUUGGGUUUGGUUAGAAGUUAUUUGCAGUUGAACUCUGAAAAAUGAGGUGUAGCUGAAAAUUAGUAUUGGAUCUUCGAUUGUCAUCCUAAGAUCAGUUUAGUUUCAUUUGUUUCUUGAGAAAAUAAGAAUUCACAAUAUUAACUUAGAAUUUUGCUCAGAAGGAAAAGUAGUAUUAGUACAGUUGUAUUCUUCUUCUGAUGGGGGUAAAAAACCCCAAGUGUACUAAUCUGUACUGGUUACAUGGAGCACUAAUCUACAUUGCAGUAGAAGCAAUUUGCAUUCCAUAAAUACCAUCUUUCCAGAAAUCUUGGAACCAUUUGAUUCUCUACAUGGUAAAUUAAAAAGCCUAUCACUUCUUUUAUUUACUAGUGCAAUUUACUGUAACGCUUUCAAGAAUGUAAUAUUUCAAACCAAAGGGUAAGUCAUAAAUUUCCAAUUGCUCACAAAGAAUAGUAGAGGUUUGAAGACCUCUUAACACCUGGGGAAAUAAAUCAGGAUGUUAGAGUAGAAAUAAAAGAAUAUUGGUGAAAUGGAAUCAAGCAUAAAAUAAUACAUUUUUAAGAGAACCCAGAAUUUCAUUAUAAAAUUCAUAGUCUAAUGGAUUCUUCAGAAGGGUUUGGGGAAAAAGAGAAUAAUUAAAAACUAGGUUUGACAUUCCAAUUACUGCCUGUUUUAUUAGACGGGUUUAGCAAAGUGAGAUGAAUUUUAACACACUGUGUGUGUACAGACACACACAGUUUUAACUGUCAUGUUACAGAGAUACACAAAUACCCGGCUACCCCUGCACCCACCUGUCCCUGCCUUUGAAAUCCUGGGGGUAGCUGGAUCUGCCCAACAGCACACACACACUGCAGCUUGAAGGAGCUGGGAGUCACACGCUUUCUCCCUCGUUACACAUACCGUCUCAGAACAGUUCACCCCAAACAUAUUUUAACCCAGUGCAUGACUGAGUGCUAAUACUGUAUAAAUAUUUUGAAACAUAUCUAAAAAAAAUGUUUGCUUCAGAGUUUUUAUGAUAGAGAAAUAUAUAAUUAUUAUGGUUGUUUUACAAGUUGUAUUGUGUUCUUCAUUUUUGUUAAAUAUGUAGAAAAACAUCAAGGGAAUGGGGGACUCGAAUGUCUGUGUGUACCGAAAUGUAUAUAACUAUUUGGGGAAAACACACGUGCCAAGUAUAACAUGAUGUAAAAAUUGUAAAUAUAUGAAAAAAUCAUUUUUCUAAUAAAGAUAAUUUCUGCUAAUUGAUAUGAA